Messenger RNA from Zingiber officinale, 1253 nucleotides. RefSeq names its product eukaryotic translation initiation factor 1A-like. Gene Ontology annotation, biological process: translational initiation. Gene Ontology annotation, molecular function: translation initiation factor activity; RNA binding. The transcript is spliced from 4 exons. Bases 1 to 570 code for a protein of 189 amino acids. Gene Ontology annotation, cellular component: cytoplasm. Lineage: Eukaryota; Viridiplantae; Streptophyta; Magnoliopsida; Zingiberales; Zingiberaceae. The record is from RefSeq and is a predicted model, not a curated record.
AUGAAUAGGAAACCGCAGACCGGCGGUAAAUUGAUCCCUAAAGAAGGUAAGACAACCAAGCGGUGGAGAGUUUGGCCGAUCGGAGGGAGAAGGAAGAACAAUCUUGUAUCCAGAAGGAAACUCAAAGGCGGCGCUCAGACUCUCAGCAUCGCCGCCGUCAAACCUGGACUCAGUAGAGGUGUACCAAAGCCCAAGGACACUGACAGGCGAUUUCUCCUUCACGUGCAAAGCACGUGCACGUCAACGUCCAAAAGAACCCUAGCCUCUUCCAACUUCAGCGUCGCCUCCCUCGACGGAUCGAAGCGCCUCUGCCACAUCCGCGGCAAGAUGCACAAGAAGGUCUGGAUCGCUGCCGGGGACAUCAUCCUCGCCGGCCUCCUAGACUACCAGGACGACAAGGUGGACAUCAUCUUCAAGUAUAUGCCUGACGAGGCCCGUCUCCUUAAGGCCUACGGUGAGCUCCCUGAGAACAUCCGCCUCAACGAGGGCAUCAGAGGGCUCAACGAGGAGGACGAGGGCGGUGCCGAUGACUACAUCGAGUUCGAGGAUGAAGAUAUCGACAAGAUCUAAGGUAGUAGGAUUUUCGGAAGAUGAUGAUUCAGAGGAGAUCAAAAGGUCUUGGAUGGGGAAAGGAAGAAGGAUUUUCAGAAGAUGGAGAAGGUUCACGGUCGGCUGGUCAAUAUUCUCGAGGGGCUCGGGCUCCACGCCGGAGUUUUUAGCCCCGCCGAGCAGAAACAGAUUGUGGAUUGCAUCUAUGCCUUCCAGAAGAAAGGUCGGAACAGUGAGCUCAGAGAACGAACGUAUUUGGAGCCGAGGAAAUGGAUGCACGGUCAAGUUCGGAUAAUAAUUCAGUUCGGUUGCUGCUACAAUUAUGCAGUGGAUAAAGCAUCGCAACCCUCCAGGCAUAAUUCGCGACGAACAAGUCGAUCCCAUUCCCCCUUUGCUGAACAUCUUUGGAUGUUUCGCCCAGAUCAAAUUCAAGCUUCAAAUUUUCUGUUUGAUGAUUGAAAAUAAGCUCUAAUACCUUGAGCCGACUAAGAACACUAGUAUAGCUGGCAAUGUCAUGCCUGCUCUGGUCAUAUAUUUUUGUUAAAAACUACUGCAUGUUUUAUUAUUCUCGUGAUUUUACGCCUUGUUCAAGGAUUUCUCGGGAACAAGAGUUGUUCAAAUUCUUAUUUCAUCCUCGAAUAAUUUUGCACUCAUAUGUAGUGAUACUAUAUUAUGUCAUGGAGAAUCACCUUUGUGCAUCUAAA